Tigriopus californicus is the source of this 904-nucleotide messenger RNA. It is a transcript of the gene EMC4, whose product is annotated as ER membrane protein complex subunit 4-like. Gene Ontology annotation, biological process: protein folding in endoplasmic reticulum. Lineage: Eukaryota; Metazoa; Arthropoda; Copepoda; Harpacticoida; Harpacticidae. The transcript has 2 exons. The record is from RefSeq and is a predicted model, not a curated record. Bases 178 to 747 code for a protein of 189 amino acids. Gene Ontology annotation, cellular component: EMC complex.
CCACACAUACCUACAUAUCUACAUACAGCCAUACAGCAGCCAUACAUACAGAGAGACAGACAGUCAGACAGACAGAAAGAGAAACAAGUGAAGAAAAAUAAAGAGUUUGAGAAUCCACAAAAUCCUGAAAACCCUCUGAGUUACUUAUAAACGCAAGUUCUGAAUUAUUUAUUCGCCAUGAGUCAAAGCUCGCAUUCCAUGAGUCGCAUGGGUGGGCCUGGCGGUGGUGGCGGGCGAUGGAAGUGGUCGCUCGACUUCAACACGGGGCGUGGUGGGCGUGGGGGUGGUUCGGGCUCGGCAUCCGAGUUGUCGAGCCCGCCGGGCUACUCGGUGUCGAAUGCCCAGCAAGCGGCCGAAGUAUACCGAACGGCCGAUAAGGGCUUGAAGGUCAAGCGAUCCUGGGACUUGGCCUUGGGACCCAUUAAGCAGGUGCCCAUGAACUUAUUCAUCAUGUACAUGUCCGGCAAUACGAUUAGCAUCUUCCCCAUUAUGAUGGUGAUCAUGAUGGCUAUCCGACCCCUUAAAACCCUGUUUACGGUCAACGCUACCUUCAAGAACUUUGAUGCCAAUGACAGUCCCACGUCCCACUUAGGUCAGAAGUUUGUUUUCGUCCUGGGGAACUUGGCUAAUGUGGCUCUCGCCAUGUACAAAUGUCAUGGCAUGGGUCUCCUACCAACCCACGCUUCCGAUUGGCUGGCUUUUGCCGAUCCCAUUGAACGCGUGGAAUGGGCCUACGUAGGCAUGUAGUAACAAGUGGUAUGUACUUCAGUUUGGCCAACCUUGACCGUGCUUGUUAUUGCAUACUGUACAUUUACCAUUAUCUAUUCCAAUUUUGUUACAUUACGCGUUGGAUCCCGUCACGGCCAACCCAUUAUAAUGAAAAUAAAUCAGUCACUCAAAUCUA